UAUUGCUCGUAUAUUCUUCCCUUCAAUGGUGAACCCUAUCAAAUUAUCUAAUCUGUUGGAUUAUCUUUUUUGCUCCAAUAAAAUAUUUUCCCUCAAGGAUUCAAACUUUAAGUUUCACUAUGACGAGUGUUUUAGCAUUGCCUGCACAUCACCCAGCCACACCUCUCGUGUCACCUUUGUCAUCCAAUUUUUCUAGACAAUUGAGAUUUAUUGGGUUUAGAAGAAGGCAGCUUCUUAGAACAAAUGUGGCAAUGCCCAUUGCAGUUUGCGCAGAGAAAAAGAAAGAAGUAAACCCUUUCUUAAAAUUUGCAGUUGGUGCGGUUACAGAAAUCCUCAGAAUCUUCAACAGAAAAGACAGCAGUGAAAUUGUUUCAGCCGCAACACCAAGUGAUGUUUCAGUUGCUGAUGUGGAUGAUCUAAUAGCUGUUCUAGAAUCAGAUUAUAACCGGUCCUAUUUUCUAACAGGAGAAUUCACGACAUCAAUUUAUGCAGAAGAUUGUUGCUUUGUAGACCCAACAAUCAAAUUUAAUGGAAGGGAUUUGUAUCAACGGAAUUUGCAGUUGCUGGUCCCAUUUUUUGAGAAUCCAUCCUUGUUGCUUUCUAGCAUUGAACAGGGGUUGAAAGGAGAUACAAGAUUUAUUGAAGCAAAGUGGCAGCUAAGAACUUACUUGAAAUUUCCAUGGAGGCCUCUCAUUUCAUUGGAAGGUUCAACAAUAUAUGACUUAAAUGAUAACUUAAAAAUUAUAAACCACGCUGAAAGUUGGAGCAUAUCUCCUUUCGAAGCUAUCACACAAAUAUUUGUUCCAUCUUCAAAUCUUUUCUCGAAAAAAUGAAGAUUUAUUAUCAGUAUGAUUUUCAAUGUGUGGUAAAGAUGACCUAGUGUAGUUAUUGAUUACAUGCUUCAUCAUAAUAAUUAGAACUAACUAUUUGUGGGCUCUAAGAUCAAACAUAAAAAUAUUUGGUGGUGCCAACUAGAGGAACUAUCAAAACUUUAAAAUUCAUAAAAUCAUAGUACUACUAGUCCAAACUUGUAAGAACCUCCACCAAAAUUUCUGGCCAAUAAUUUGCAAUUUUCACAGGUUUGGGUA
Molecule: messenger RNA, 1088 nt
Organism: Cryptomeria japonica (Japanese cedar)
Lineage: Eukaryota; Viridiplantae; Streptophyta; Pinopsida; Cupressales; Cupressaceae
Exons: 8
Coding region: 120-833 (237 amino acids)
Source: RefSeq, a predicted model, not a curated record